AUGGUCUCUGUCGUCUGCGGCCACUCGCUCUGCUCGCUAUGCAUCCACCCACGCAGCGCCCACCGCGCUCCCCUAGAAGACGACGAUGACGCCGCCUCAAUCUCCACUUCCUCCUCAGACGCUGAGCACGACGACCUUGACCUUCGCGCUUGCCCAGUCUGCGCGAAACCGCUGGCGGGCUUUGUGAAAAACUUCGACGCCCUCGCCGCUCUGGAGGCCGCAGCGCGCGCCGAUCCCGCCGCCCAAUCGCCUGCCAUCCAGCACAGACAGUCGGAAGGCCCGGAUCUUACCACUGUCGUCCACGGCGAUCUCGUCAUUCGCCGUGCGGACAUUCACUUCAACCGCUCUCCGGCCAAUGAAAUCGGCGUCGGCGCGAGUGCCGUUGUGUAUCGCGGUAAGUAUGCGUCCCAGCCGGUCGCCGUCAAGUGUAUUAGGACCAUGAGCGACUCGUUCGCCACCGAAGAUCGCUUGCGCCGCGAGCUGCGAAACGCCUCCAGGCUGAGAAAUCCACAUAUCGUCGAGUUUCGCGGCGCGGCGUGGGAUCACGAGGCGGGGCCCAACUCGCCGCGGAACGUCCUCCUCGUCACCGAGCUCAUGGCAGGCGGCAAUCUGAGAGAAAGCUUGAAUACGCUCAAAGCAGAGACGGGGCUCUCCUUGGAGAGUUUUGUUCGCAUCGGCCUCCAGAUCACAAAAGGCAUAGAGUAUUUGCACGCCGAGGGGCUGGCUCAUCGCGACAUUAAGAGCGCAAACAUUUUGCUCACGGAGAGACUCGGAAAGGGCUCCACACGCUUUUCGGACCACGUUCGCGCCAAGAUUGCUGAUUUUGGUCUGAGCAAGUACAUUGACAAGGCCACCGGCGGUGGUACUGUUAUGCAGAGCAUCAUGGAACCAGGCCGCCUCGAAGCCACCUACGCCUAUCUUGCUCCAGAAGCAUUUGGCGGCGAUAAGACAAACGCCAUCUCGCGAAAUGAUGAGUCCGACGAUGAUGACGGUAGGUACGAUGAGAUGGCGAAGAAGCGAGAUAUUUACGCUUUAGGCGUAUUGUUUUGGGAAAUGCUUAUGGGACAGAUUCCUUGGGCCGGUGUAUCUCUACCAGACGUCUAUGUUCGCGUUUGCGUAAGGUCGGAUCGCCCGGGGCCCGCUCUAGAUGAUGCCAGAGUGUCUAAGAGCGUCCGUAGGCUUGUCGAACGAUGUUGGGCGCAAAACCCAGCGAGAAGACCUUCAGCGAAGUCCAUUGCUGCCAAGCUCGAGAAGAUCGCUGUGAAGAUCGGCAUGGCUGCGGAUCCCACCAGUAUGACCUCGAAGAAGAGCAAGAAAGCGAGUGCGGCCGCUGCCGCAGUUGAGGCAGUCUCCAUGGUCUCUGGGCAAGCGCCAGCUCAAGUUCUUGUCAUUUCUGGAAACAACUUGCCAGAUCUGCAUGCAGAUCCACUCAAGGAUCUCCCAAAUGAUCAAAGAGAUUUGCAUCAGGGACAGACCCCAGUGGACUCCCUCUUGUCUUGUCAGAAGAUGCCGUCCGCGUCAACUGUUUAUACAACUCAUACAAAAGGUUCGAAGACUCAAUCUACGAAUGGCUUCGAGGCAAGCGAUGCGAGAGACACAGAUCGUGCUGUAGAUGACAUCCCAAGCCAUUUUGACGAUGACGCGUGGAUUAAUGACGCAGAUGGACAAGGAAACACAAUAGGAAGACAAGGAGCUCUUGCCGCGUCCAGAAUGGUUCACACAUCCAGCAAUGGUCACCACCCUACGAGUUACGCUGCAUACCACGGUGUUACAUCGAAUAGAUCUUUUGGUAACAAGAGUGCACACAACACCGGGCACCCUGCUGAUACCGGAGACAGCAACGACCCGUCGUUCUUAUCCAAAAGUGUAGCUCGACCCCGAUACUCUACAGAAGCAGCUGAGAGCAACAUGCCACGCGCUCAUUCUGGCGGAUCAGGACUUGCGCACUCUCAAUCCACGAAUCACAACGUUUCGGGCAAAUCGAAUGCGAAUGCAACUGCGGUAGCGGCCACAGCCGCUGCGAUUGCGGCAGCCAAGGACCGCGAGAGAAAACGUGAUGACGUGCGAGGAAACCGCGGCCCAACGACCAGGGUUACUCGCCCAGUGACGCCAGCAGGUGUGCAUCCAGCUGCCGUUGGAGAUACCAGUAUGCAUUCUUUGCACACUCCGGGUGAGACUUGGCAAAGAGCAGCAGCUAAAGAUCGAGCAGUUUUCUACGACAACUCGGAUGAGGAGGCUCAAGAUUUCGACCCCGAGCGAGCGGCAGCGGAGGAGGCUAUAGCAGCGUCAUCUUCGCCUUCCCCGGCGCCGGUGCCCGCACCGGUUCAAGUGAGCGCUGCACGACACGCCAAUGUGGUUGGACGACCUCCUCCGCUGACUCAGCGCUCUUCCUCAAUGAAUCGAGGCACGCCACAGACGAAGUCGCCUGUGGUUCGACGCCCAAUGUCCCCUGCUGUCGGACGCCACGUGAAUACGGGUGCCACUAAAAGCAAGGUGCAGGAAGAUGAGGCAUCACCGAAAGUGGUGGUGGGAGGCAAAAGGACUUCGGAUACAGCAACACCAGUAAGAGGCGGCAGAGAAGUGCAGCGGCGGCUCGCACGGACAAUGUCUGCAUCAGCUCAAACCAACGCACAGAAUAACCGAGCGCCACAACUCGUAUCCUCUUCGUCUGGUGUUGUGCAACCCAACACUGGGACAACAGAGAGCACAGGCAAACGUGCAUUCAUUCGCCGUAUGCGAUCUACCGAGUCCAGUCGGCGAAUGGCGAGGAGCUCCAGCGCAACAGCAGUUGAAAAUAAGCGUUCGUCACUGAACCCGCCAUCAUCCAAAGCGCUGAUGUCACUUGCGUCAGAUCGCGUCGCGAGUGAAGACGAGGAAAAGAGGGAUUAUACCGUAAUGCAGAUUGGCGCAACUCCGAAAGAAAACUUUGGAGCAACGGUUGGUGGGCUAGAUAAGGCAGGAUUAAUUCGACUCUUCUCGCAGAAAAUGAUACCUCUACGGCUCGCGGCUUUGGCGCAUGCUUCUCUAAUCAGUCAACGACACCGCAGUGAGGAGGAGGUGCUUCGAAAUGCGUGCGCUAUCCUUCAUCGGUUGACUGUGCCAAGGUGCUCCACACCAUCGAAGAACAGUAGUGAGGAAAUCUCUGCCAAAGAACAGCUGACUAUCCGAAAGUAUCUCAAGGGCAAUCAAGGUGUUGAGGCUCUAUUGCAGGCAAUGCACCCUCCUCGGCAUCGUCAUCCAACUACAUUGUCGUAUGCACUACUUGCGAUUGGCAACUUAACAGCAUGGGAUUUGGAGGCGCACAAGCAAUUCCGAAGUUCUCACGGAGUUGUUCAAGUGACACAGGUGAUGCAAUCGCAUAUUGGAAACGCAGGUGUCCAAGAAAAGGGGUGCUACGCACUGGCAUGUGUCGGGGCUGCCUAUCCGCCGAAAUCGAAAAGUAUAUUCGAAGAAGCGGGUGCAUUGGACAUAGUGAUUGAGGCAUUGUCAGGGGUUGAGCGAGAAUCUCCGAAUGACGCCGUAACGAAACAAGCAUGUGCAGGAUUGGGAGCUAUGUGCUCCUCUAGCCCAGACAACGCGUUUUAUGCGGGAAGAAAGGACGCACUGAAAUUCUUGGUGACGGCUUUUGAAAGGUUUCGAAGGUAUUCCCGUGUAGAUGGCGGAAAGCGAAGUGAAAUGCGGCUGGUAUGCAAAGCGUUUAUUGAUUUGUUAUGCAAUGCGGAGAACCGGAAGCUGGCGGGGUCCAAAGGUAGUUCGAUGAUAAUUCGUGCAAUGCGGAUCUUUCGACUGGAUGCUGACUUUAUCGAGAAAGGGUUAUCAACGCUAGCAGAUUUCUGUGCGUAUCAAGCCAAUGGUAUCCAAAUUGUGGAAGCUAAAGGUGUUGAUGACAUUGUAGCGGCGAUGGAACGGUUUCGGAUGUCAGAAACUAUGCAAAAGGAAGGGUGUCGAGUGCUAACUCUAUUGAUCGAGGCUACUGGUGAUCAAGCGCGACGGCGACUGGUUCAUGCCGGAGGUGCAGAAUCGAUUGUGCUUGCGGUAGAAAGAUUCGGGACGAUUGGGGAGGUGAAUAUCUCGCUUGUAGUGGAGUGCUUUAAGAGCUUGUAUACGUUGUUCCAAAUGGAAAAUACUGCAGAAGGAGAGGUUCUCGGAAGGCGAAUGAGGAAAAUCAAGUGUGACAAGGCUGUCAAAGCUGCGAUGGUUGCUCAUCGAGGAAACCAAGUGAUUCAAAACCGCGGACGGGAAACAAUAAAGCAACUAGGGACCCUCAAAGGCGGGGGUGGGCUUUGGGGACGCAUGCGUAAGCGGUAGGCUUGGUCGGUGGGGAAGUGUAGUAUUUGCAGAAGGAUGAUAAUUAUGUUUUUAGGCCGUGGAGAUGAAGGGAGAACACCCGAGGUGUCAGUAUCUGUAACGUUAUGGUACUGUGGAGAGAAAGAUUAGCAAGAUUGCCGCUGCGCAUUGGGGAACUGUUUCGAGCACAGGCGAGAUGAAACGAGAAACUGAGGAAAGCAAGUCCACAAGGCGAAGAGGUAUGACGGGUUGGUUGGGGGGGCAACUGGCUAUGUCGGAAGGUACAGACAAGUAGGUCUUCCGGCUUGUAUACAACCUUUUUUAUUGUAUUUGUAAACGGUGUCGAGAGACUAGUUUUGUUC
This is a messenger RNA of Chondrus crispus (carragheen), 4649 nucleotides long. Its product is annotated as Serine/threonine protein kinase. The record is from RefSeq and is a predicted model, not a curated record. The transcript has 2 exons. Gene Ontology annotation, biological process: protein phosphorylation. NCBI's taxonomy places the organism in Eukaryota, Rhodophyta, Florideophyceae, Gigartinales, Gigartinaceae. Gene Ontology annotation, molecular function: protein kinase activity; ATP binding; protein binding. Bases 1 to 4308 code for a protein of 1435 amino acids.